Molecule: messenger RNA, 1539 nt
Organism: Magnolia sinica
Lineage: Eukaryota; Viridiplantae; Streptophyta; Magnoliopsida; Magnoliales; Magnoliaceae
Exons: 2
Coding region: 323-1354 (343 amino acids)
Molecular function (GO): protein binding
Source: RefSeq, a predicted model, not a curated record
GCCACACAGAGCACCGACCACUAGCCAGCGCUAGUUGCAGCGUCACUAGCGGCAGCCGAUUGCGUCCUGAGCAACGACCUACCUCAUUUUUGGUAUACUGCCGUAAAAUUAUCUGAGAAAGUCGAUGAAAGGCGUGGAUAAAACCCUUACAUCACGGCGGGCCCCACAGUAGUACGCAACAGGCUUCCGUCACUAGCCAAACCGCAUCCGACUUCACAAUUUCCAUAUAAAUAGCCGGAGUCAGUGUGGAAGUCUUCAUCUCAAACCACUUUGCUUCACAAGAAGAAGAUAAUUGUCUGUGAGAGAGAGAGAGAGAGAGAGAAUGGAUGCCAGGCUUCACGAAGCAGCUCUAAUGGGCGAUGUUGAUUCCUUGUCCACAUUGCUUGAAGGAAAUGCUAACAUUCUCGAUGGGGCAGCUGAUUUUGCGGAGACGCCUUUGCACAUAGCUGCUCUAUUUGAUCACGUCGAGUUUGCAAAGAUUAUCUUAAGAAGAAAGCCGGAACUCACGCGUGUAUUAGACUCUGAACGAUCCUCACCUUUGCACUUGGCAUCGGCCGAAGGGCAUGUAGAGAUGGUAAAAGAGCUCUUAAAGAUCGACCCUGAUAUGUGCCUUGUUCGUGACAAAGAUGGAAGGAUUCCUCUCCACGUAGCAGCACUCAAUGGUCACGAGGAUCUCGUGAAGGUGUUAGUUGAUAAAAAGAGAACAGCGACUCGGGUCUUAACGCGUCAAAGGGAGCCGAUUUUGCACCUUUGUGUGAAUCAUAACCGCUUUGACUCCGUGAAGUGGCUCUUAGAUUGUGUAGAGGAUGGUAAAGAUAAUGAGUUUGUGAAAAUGAAGGAUGAUGAACGCAACACCAUCCUCCAUCUUGCAGUUGCUAAGAAGCAUAUCAAACUCACAGAGUUUUUGGUCCGAAAGACCGUGAUGAGGGUAAAGUUGAAUGCCUUGAAUGCACACGGUUUCACGGCCUUGGAUAUUUUACUGCAAAACCGUGGAGAAUUGAAGGAUAUGAAACUUGAAGGGAUCCUCCGAGGUGCUGGAGCUAAAAAAGGUGGAGCCAUGCAUCCCACGAGAGACGAUUGGACAAUUAAACCAUUGUCUUCUAGAAAUGAGAAGUGGAAGAAGCACGGUGACUGGUUGAACGAGAUAAGGAGUAGUAUAAUGGUGGUGGCAGUAUUGAUCGCUACGGUAACAUUUCAAGCUGGAUUCACCCCUCCCGGUGGGCUUGUGCAAGUGGAAACGUCGGAUGCGCCUCAGUUGGGGUAUCCUACAAGCCCUGCUCCAGCCUGUCCUAUUUACACAGGAGGGAAGUCGAUCAUGGCUAUUAAAUAUCCAUGUGGAUACAAUUCUUCUUAAUUUUCAAUUCGAUAGCAUUCCUGUCAUCUUCGGGCAUAAUCUUAUUGCUAGUAAGUGGUUUCCAUCUAAAGCGACGGAUUUUAAUGUGGACCUUGAUGAUCAUCACAUGGUUGGCUGUGUCUUCCUUGAUCUAUACUUAUUUCCUAGCCUGUAUAGUUGUCUCCGAUUGUGCAACCCAGAUCGAU